Messenger RNA from Chanos chanos (milkfish), 1163 nucleotides. It is a transcript of the gene spop, whose product is annotated as speckle type BTB/POZ protein. Gene Ontology annotation, molecular function: protein binding. The record is from RefSeq and is a predicted model, not a curated record. Lineage: Eukaryota; Metazoa; Chordata; Actinopteri; Gonorynchiformes; Chanidae. Bases 39 to 1163 code for a protein of 374 amino acids. The transcript is spliced from 9 exons.
CCCACCCCCUCCCCACCACUUCGCUCUCAAAACUGGCGAUGUCCAGAGUUCCGAGCCCGCCGCCCCCCACGGAGAUGUCCAGCGGGCCUGUGGCCGAAAGCUGGUGUUACACUCAGAUCAAAGUGGUGAAGUUCUCUUACAUGUGGACGAUCAACAACUUCAGUUUCUGUCGGGAGGAAAUGGGCGAAGUCAUUAAGAGCUCCACCUUCUCCUCGGGAGCCAAUGACAAGCUGAAAUGGUGUUUACGGGUCAACCCUAAAGGGUUGGAUGAGGAGAGUAAAGACUACCUGUCUCUCUAUUUGCUCCUGGUUAGCUGCCCGAAGAGCGAAGUACGGGCUAAGUUCAAAUUCUCCAUCCUCAACGCUAAAGGAGAGGAGACCAAAGCCAUGGAGAGUCAGAGGGCAUACCGCUUCGUCCAGGGGAAAGACUGGGGCUUCAAGAAGUUCAUAAGGCGGGACUUCCUACUGGAUGAGGCCAAUGGGCUUUUGCCUGAUGACAAGCUCACACUCUUCUGCGAGGUGAGCGUGGUGCAGGACUCGGUGAACAUUUCGGGUCAGAACACGAUGAACAUGGUGAAGGUUCCGGACUGCAGACUGGCAGACGAGAUGGGAGGAUUGUGGGAACACUCCCGUUUCACUGACUGCUCACUCUGCGUGGCCGGGCAGGAGUUCCAGGCCCACAAAGCCAUACUGGCAGCUCGCUCCCCGGUUUUCAGCGCCAUGUUUGAACACGAGAUGGAGGAAAGUAAAAAAAACCGUGUUGAGAUCAAUGACGUGGAACCGGAGGUCUUCAAAGAGAUGAUGUGCUUUAUUUACACGGGCAAAGCACCCAAUUUGGAUAAGAUGGCCGACGACCUGCUUGCUGCUGCUGACAAGUACGCUUUGGAGAGGUUGAAGGUGAUGUGUGAGGACGCACUGUGUACGAGCCUGUCGGUGGAGAACGCGGCGGAGAUCCUCAUCCUGGCCGACCUCCACAGCGCCGACCAGCUCAAGACGCAGGCCGUCGACUUCAUCAACUACCACGCGUCAGACGUCAUGGAAACCUCCGGAUGGAAGUCGAUGGUGGCGUCCCAUCCUCACCUGGUGGCGGAGGCCUACCGCUCCUUGGCAUCGGCCCAGUGCCCCUUUCUCGGCCCCCCCAGGAAACGUCUCAAGCAGUCCUAG